AUGACUACUAUCCUCUUUGGCCGCCAGAAAAUUUAUCUGCGAGGUCACAGAGAUAAUACCAAGGACGUUGCCAAUGAUGGGACUGCCAAUCAUGUCAACUUUCUGGCCCUCCUUGACUUCCUUGUUAAAACUGGAGACAGGGUUCUAGGUAUGCACCUAAGCACAGCUGCCAAGAAUGCUCUGUUCACAUCUUGGAAUAUCCAUAACCAGUUGAUUCACAUUUGUGGAGAACAGAUACGUGACAUUAUCUUUCAGAAAGUGAAGACAAACAAGUUUUUCUCUAUCAUAACUACUGAGAUCACUGACUCUGCCUGCAAGGAGCAGCUCAGCAUUGUGUUGAGGUAUGUGGACCCUAAUGACGACAUCAGAGAAGACCUGGUGGACUUUCUGGAGUGUGACAAUGAGGUAACUGGCAGAUUUACUGCAGAUAAGGUGACAAACAGCAUCACAGGGUGUGGACCUUACAUCAAUAACCUUAGAGGUCAGGCCUUUGACGGAGCUAGCAACGUGGCUGGCAGCUCCAAGGGGGCAGCAGCUAUCAUAAAGGAGACCAACCACUCUGCUUUCUACCAGCACUGCUCAACACAUGCCCUCAACGUGGCUGUUGUUAAAUCCAUCCAGAUCACCAGUAUCCGGAACAUGAUGGCCAAGGAAAUAGUUGAGGCCAGCAGAGAAGUUAACUGUGUGAAAGCAGGACUAAAGACAUCCAAAACAACAUGGAUGAUCACUACACUGAAUGGUUUCGUCAAACUCCAACGACACCGAGACAACACAUCAGCUGAUGGACCAGCUGAAUACUACUGGAGAACUGUGGCCAUUCCACUCCUAGACCAUCUCUUGGCAGAGAUGGAG
This is a messenger RNA of Homarus americanus (American lobster), 852 nucleotides long. Its product is annotated as 52 kDa repressor of the inhibitor of the protein kinase-like. The transcript has 2 exons. Lineage: Eukaryota; Metazoa; Arthropoda; Malacostraca; Decapoda; Nephropidae. The record is from RefSeq and is a predicted model, not a curated record. The annotation marks the transcript as partial.